AUGUCUGAAGCCUCAGCAGCUGCGUCUGCUGUCCAAGCCUCACUGCCAGCCCUUCAAAAUCUCAAUCUAUCAUCAGCGCAAGCAUCGACGAGCUCGGCCCAGCCCGGUCGUGAGCCAAGUCGCGGAAACAACCGCGGGCGCGGCCGGGGCCGAAGGAACGACGGGAGCAGGGCAGACCGCAUUGCCAAAACCGCCGAUCAGAACUCUUCAGGUGCUGACGGGACGCCGUCCUCAUCAUCGGCGGCUGUCCAAGAGGCUCGCAAGUCAAACUCAAAGAAGAAGUCCAGAAGAGGCGGGGUCUCCAAACCUAGCCAAUCGAAUGGAUCCGCCACAGAUGCAGCGGGCGAAUCGAACGCCAGCCAGCAGGACAAUGCACCUCAGCCACGCGUAGCAGCCCGCCGACAGCAGUUCGGCGGUAAGCUGACCGGUGGCUCGGCAAAUGCAGGUGGUGCACCGGCUUCCUCCGCUCAGCAGGGUGCCAAGGCAUCUCAGAACGGACGCGCCAAAAAGCCAGCGGUCAAGGUGCCUGCUGUAGCAGAGCCAGUCGAGUAUGCCGAUCUACGUUCUCGUCUUCUCGCCGAGCUCUCGUCGGGCGAGUACGAUUGCGUCAUCUGCUACAGCACCGUCACAACCCGCCAAGCCACCUGGUCGUGCUCACAGUGCUACUCUGUGCUGCACUUGCCAUGCGUGCGCAAGUGGGCCGACAGCAGCGUCAAGAAGGCCGAAGAGCACAAUGCUAUGCAGGAAGAUCCAGAGAUCCGCAACCGACGCGGUACUUGGCGAUGUCCAGGAUGCCAGUAUGCAAGAGAAGACGUCCCCAAGAUCUACUGGUGCUGGUGCGGCCGCGUGCAAGACCCUCCUGGUGGUCGCGGUGCCAAUCCACAUGGCUGUGGCCAGCGAUGCAGCCGCGGCAAAUGCGCUCACGGCUGCGCCGAUUCUUGUCAUCCAGGUCCCUGUCCGCCGUGUGCUGUCACCGUCUCUCAGAAAUGCUUCUGCGGUGCCCAAACCAUCCCCAUGCGCUGCUCGCAGACCGCAGCCAAGGAGGCGCGUCUCUCUGCUCUCCAUCAACGCGGCACCUCUUGCGGUGGCGUUUGCGGCAAGAAGCUGGACUGCGGCAGCCAUACAUGCGAGGACGCCUGUCAUCCAGGCGAGUGCCAACCUUGCUCCAUCCAAGUAGACGCGCGCUGCUACUGUGGCAAGCACACCAAGACGAUGCGCUGUGGAGACGGUGUCCCACAACUCAGCUUCGAUGACGAGAGCGCAAGUGGCUUCCAGGGCCGCUUCAACUGUGAUGGCGAGUGUCGGCGCCCCUUCGAUUGCGGUGUCCACUACUGCUCGAAGCCCUGCCAUGCUCGCGACCCACAACGGCCCGUCUGUCCUUCCUCGCCAAGUCUCGUCAAGACGUGCCCUUGCGGUGCAAACCCCGUCGCAUCUCGAACGUCCUGCCAAGACCCAAUCCCGACGUGUGGCAAUACGUGCUCAAAGGUAUCGAUCUGCGGCCAUCCGUGCCCUGCGGUCUGCCACCUGGGACCUUGUCCGCCAUGCAGGGUGCCCGUGUCGACGCCGUGCCGUUGUGGAGAGACAAAGCAGAGUCGAACUUGCCACGAACGUCAGCAGGAAGAACUCGAGGGAGGCCAGGAGGUGCUGUGCUCCACCGUGUGCCAGUCGCUGCGCCAUUGUGGCAAGCAUCAGUGCAACCGCCAGUGCUGUCCUCUCUACUUCCAAGCCAAGAGCAAGUCCAAGAAGCGACCCACGCUGUCCGAGCUGCAAGCGCUCGAUCCGGCCGGCCUGCACGAAUGCUCGAUCCCGUGCUCGAAGCCGUUGCCCUGCGGUUCGCACGAGUGCCCGAUGACGUGCCACCGUGGAGCUUGUCCGCCGUGCCUGCAGGCGAGUUUCGAAGAGCUGAUCUGCCACUGCGGUCGAACCGUUCUGGAGCCGCCGGUGCCGUGUGGCACGCAGGUGCGAUGCAACUUCCCGUGCGUGCGACCGCCGCCGAGCUGUGGCCAUCCAAAGAUGCCGCACGACUGCCACGAAGACGAGCCUUGCCCUCCGUGCGUCUACCUGACGGACAAGGUGUGCCACUGCCAGAAGCACAUUGUCAAGAACGUGCCAUGCAGCCGAUGGCGCGUGUCUUGCGGACAGCCGUGCGAUGCACUGCUCAACUGCGGCUUCCACCGUUGCCAAGGCAUCUGCCACAUCGCUGGACAAGAGUGCCCGCCUUGCGCGCAGACGUGCGGCAAGCCACGUCGACUGUGUCAGCACGCUUGUCAGGAGAAGUGCCAUGCGCCGUCGUCGUGCCCCGAGACGGAAGCAUGCCAGGCGAUCAUCACGUUGCAGUGUGCCUGCGGCAAUCUGCAGUCGCGCAUCAAGUGUGGCGUGUCGAUCCAUGCUCCCAACAAGGAAAAGUCGCUCAAGUGCAACGACUCGUGCAUGAUUGCGCAGAGGAACGCCAAGCUGGCCGAGGCGCUCGGCCUGAAUCCCUCGGAGAAGACGGCGCCGGCCUCGUACGAUUACGGCACGCUCGCAUACUACGCCGUUCCUGCCAACCGCAAGUUCUGCGACGAGCUGGAGGCGACGCUGAACGACUUUAUUCGCUCGCCACGCGCGGGCAUGAUCCUGCCGCCAGCCAACAAGUUCCAACGCGCUUUCACGCACGAGCUCGCGGCGGUAUACAAGCUGGCCAGCGAGAGUGUCGACCAAGAGCCACGUCGCAGCGUCAGCAUCCGUCGCAAGCAAGACAGCCGCAUCCCGAAGCCCUUGCUCACCGAGGCAUUUGCUGCGGCACGCGCUACGCUCAUGUCCAACCAGCACCAGCAGUCGUCGUCGCAUCUGCAGUCUGGCAAGUCUGUCGGGCUUGCUCAGUUGCAACGACCAUCGGCCGAAGCUCCAAAGCCGCUCAAUGCCGUUUUCUUGCCUGGCGUGUUUGGUCACGACCAGGACUCGCUGCGAUCGCUGUUGCAACCGGUGCUGCGCACGAUCAACUUUGUGGUGACCUGGAAGGGCGACGAGGAUGUGGUUGUCACUUCGCCGGACUCUCCCACUCGGCUGAUCAUGAUGAAGACCGAACUCAAGGCGCUUCUGCGUCGCGAGCAGUUUGCACGGGAUGCCAUCCUCUGCACGGUGGAUGCCAACAAGAACGUGGUACGCAGGGAAGACGAGCCGCUGCUCAGCAAUGGCGGUCGCGCCUCUGGCGGCCCGGCAAGGGCUUCGCUCGCUAUGAAACGAGGCGGUCCCGGAGCCGGAGCCAAUGGCAGUGGCUCGGCAGGGCUGGGCAAAGCAAGCCCGAGCUUGGUCGGGGACCGCGGAUGGGCAGCUGUAGCGUCGGGCUCUGGCCGAAAUUCGCCCGCGCAGGUCAGCGAGCCUGUAUGGGGGCAGCCCACCAUGGCUGCUCAGGUCAACAGCGUACGGACGACGGCGCCCAUCGCGGGUAUCGUGCCGAAUCCGAACGCGCCGCGACAGGCAGCUACUGACGUUGCCGCCACUGCUCCAGCCACAGAAGCGUCGACCGCCGAAGGACCUGUUCCCGAAAGCUGGGAAGACGAGAGCUGA
This is a messenger RNA of Moesziomyces aphidis, 3549 nucleotides long. Lineage: Eukaryota; Fungi; Basidiomycota; Ustilaginomycetes; Ustilaginales; Ustilaginaceae. The record is from the annotation of a GenBank genome assembly.